Oenanthe melanoleuca is the source of this 2283-nucleotide messenger RNA. RefSeq lists its product as uncharacterized. The record is from RefSeq and is a predicted model, not a curated record. The transcript is spliced from 2 exons. Bases 297 to 1214 code for a protein of 305 amino acids. Lineage: Eukaryota; Metazoa; Chordata; Aves; Passeriformes; Muscicapidae.
AAUGGGGCUGUGAGUGUGACAGGGACAGGGAACGGGGCUGUGAGUGUGACAGGGACAGGGAACGGGGCUGUGAGUGUGCUGGGGACAGGGAACGGGGCUGUGAGUGUGACAGGGACAGGGAACGGGGCUGUGAGUGUGCUGGGGACAGGGAACGGGGCUGUGAGUGUGACAGGGACAGGGAACGGGGCUGUGAGUGUGCUGGGGACAGGGAACGGGGGUGUGAGUGUGCUGGGGACAGGGAACGGGGCUGUGAGUGUGACAGGGACAGGGAACGGGGCUGUGAGUGUGACAGGGACAUGUCAGUGUGCUGGGGACAGGGAACAGGGGUUUGUGAGGGCCCAAGGACAGGUGACAGGGUUUGUGAGUGCCCAAGGACAGGUGACAGGGUUUGUGAAUGGCCAAGGACAGGUGACAGGGUUUGUGAGGGCCCAAGGACAGGUGACAGGGUUUGUGAGGGCCCAAGGACAGGUGACAGGGUUUGUGAGUUGCCAAGGACAGGUGACAGGGUUUGUGAGGGCCCAAGGACAGGUGACAGGGUUUGUGAGUGGCCAAGGACAGGUGACAGGGUUUGUGAGGGCCCAAGGACAGGUGACAGGGUUUGUGAGGGCCCAAGGACAGCCACAGUGCUGCACAGGAGCACUGAGAGCAGGACACUGAUGCUGACACGUGUCACAGGUGAUGGGAAUCAUGGCAUGGCUGGGGUGGGAAGGCAGCUCCCAGAUCCUCUCAUCCCACCCCUGCCAUGGCAGGGACACCUUCCAGCACCCCAGGGGGCUCCAGGCCCUGUCCAGCCUGGCCUGGACACUUCCAAGGAUGGAGACAGAAAUAUUUCUGUCUUCCCAUUUGAAGAAGGUGACAGCACCACAGACCAUCCCACAGCCCUGAGCCUGAAGGAACACAAUGCCUCUCCUCCUGUGCCCAGAGCCCAGUUUGGGACCCAAGGAAAAGCAGCAACCCCCAGACUCAGUCCACAACUGAGGACAAGCCCUGGCAGGGACCAAACCUCGGGAUGUUUAUCAGAAAAGGCAGUUUGGGGCACAGCAAGCAGGAUGAGAGGUUGGUCACCCCAAAGGAGUGCUUGGGGCCUGCAGCCUUGCCAGGCACUCUCCUCAUUUAUGGACAAAGUAUUUUCCACAGAAAACCCAACAACUGCUUUAUUUUUAGUCACAGUUAAUUUUGAAGAAAAAACCCUUAAACUAGCUGUAUGUAAAUGAAGCAGCUGAUUUCCAUCAUUCAGCCUUGGAGCUUAAAAUCCCACAUAGUGUUGACAUGAAAGAUGCUGCUAAUCUGUCAACAGCUUUUGCUAAUUAAACAUUCCUUUUAAGUGCACUCUGUUUUAUACCAUCUGCUGGGCUGGAUCAUCCUGCAGGGACUGUUCAUUUGUCUUAAGCUGGGAAUUCACAACUGAAAACAGCAAUGACAAACUGGGAGGUGCUCAAGUGCACAUCUGAGUGCCACAGACACCCACUGGGGGCACUGGCAGGAGUGAGCUGUGCUGCAGGGAUGGGAUGGGAUGGGAUGGGAUGGGAUGGGAUGGGAUGGGAUGGGAUGGGAUGGGAUGGGAUGGGAUGGGAUGGGAUGGGAUGGGAUGGGAUGGGAUGGGAUGGGAUGGGAUGGGAUGGGAUGGGAUGGGAUGGGAUGGGAUGGAAUGGAAUGGAAUGGAAUGGAAUGGAAUGGAAUGGAAUGGAAUGGAAUGGAGCUCCUGCACCCCUGGCACCCCCAGGCACCCCCAGGGAGCUCCUGUGAGGCCCAGCAGGCACACCCAGCUGGCACUGUGCUGCUGGGACUGAACACACAGCCCCUGAGCCUCUGCAGCUCCCCCCAGCCCCUUCCCAGGGUUUUCACAGGGCACAGAAAUGUGACCCAGAGACUUGCAGGCAGUGAGAUUCUAACCACCAGGAAGUGCUCUCUUGACUUCAAACAGAAGUGAAUCAGAACAGAUACUCAAUUCCAGCAUGUUCAACUUGUCAACCUCACCUACAGCUCUGUCAACAAUGUCAUAGGAGAUCAGCUUUAACUUUCCAUAAAAAGCAGUCCCCUCUUUUUUUAAAUUUUAAAUUAAAAUAUAUAUUUACAUAUUCCUUAGAAUAAAGAUAUUCAGUUGGGCAUCUGUGGAUUCUUGGAGGACCCAGUUAUCAUUUUUCAAGGAUCCACAUUCACUGACCAAACUGUGCUUCCCAGAACUGUGGGGAUUCUCCAAGGAUCUGACUUUGCUGAGGCAUUUGCUCCUCCAGGAUUCCACCCACUGCAAACUACAGACCUAAACCCAUCCCAGGGACUUCU